Symbiodinium necroappetens is the source of this 1281-nucleotide messenger RNA. Lineage: Eukaryota; Dinophyceae; Suessiales; Symbiodiniaceae. The record is from the annotation of a GenBank genome assembly.
AUGCGCCAGGUCUUCGGGCAAGAGCUCGACGAACUGCAAAAGAAAAGCCCGCAGCUGUUGGACGUGGCGAGAUCGUACUUUCCCCACCUCACCUCCUCCACGUACGAGGCUUUGGCCCGAGAGCCCGAUGGUUUGCGCCUGGACAAGGACCGCUGCGAAAGGGAAAUGGAGCAGCUGGCCGUACAAAACUACAGCGCGUUCAUCGGCAGCGCUGAGGUCACGCAGGGAGUACGACAGGAGCUGUCGAGCAUUCAAGCCAGCUUGCAAGAGAUGGCCGAAGUCCUGGAGCCCGCCCAGGAGACCAUCUCCCAGCUGCAGGAUAAAGCAACAGGCCUGGGUGCACGGCGAGCUGCCCUGCGGAACGUGCUGACACAGCACGGCGCUCUGCUCGAGCUCCUGGAGCUGCCUCAGCUGUUAGAUGCCUGUGUCCGGAAUCAGAUGUACGAAGAGUCCUUGGAGCUUCUUGCUUUCUGCAAGAGCUUGUUGCAAGCACAUGAAGCCCGCGGGGAAGACAUCCAUGUUUUGACGCACAUCAAGGAUCAGGUGGCUGUGCAAAGGACUAACCUCCGCGAUUCCUUGGCCGCGCAGCUCAAAACGGACAUCCAUCUUCCGGCCUGUGUGCACAUUGUCGGCUUCUUGCGGCGCGUGCAGCGCCACUCCGAGGAAGAACUGCGUGAACUCUUCAUCGAGCAUCGCAGCAAGUUCCUGGAUACCCACAAGCAACAGGUUGAACUCCUGCGCCACAGCCGUGGCAGUGUGGGGACGGCGCUGCGGAAUGCAGCUGACCUGCUGCGGACGCACGUAUACGACAUCGGCACGCAGUACAAGGCUCUUUUCCCACAAGACGACGGACCCCUUGGGACUUGGCUCAACAGCCAGGUCACGUGGUUAAUGAUGCUGCUGCACCACCACGUGCUGCCAUCGAGUUCGAGUGCGAGUGGCAAAGGCUCCACGACGACACUCAGCGCAAAGAUCGACGCUGCACAGCUGACGACUGUCCUCCGACAGUGUGUCCAUGCAUCGUCUACGCUGAAGCGAUUAGGUGGGCAUUUCUUUCCAGCAGUGGCUGGGAUCUUCGAGGCACGCAUGGAGCAGUACUCCCGCGAGAUGCUAGACAGCGCCCUGCUGACCUUCCAUGCCGAGCUUGGGCGCUACGACUGGGUGCCUUCCACCGCCCUGGCAGGCGGCGCCAGCGAGGCGUCGGCAGGCUGGCUGCACCCGCAGGCCUUAGAACUCACUCGGCACCGCCCACUGGCGGUCCUUACCAACGACAUUGUUCAG